AUGCCCAGUGCCACUGUGGAAUAAGUCAGCCAGCAGGAGCUUGUGAGGGCCCAUGUCAGUCUUCUUCUAAAAAAGUCUGGCAAACUAAAGGUCCCGGAAUGGGUUGACACCGUGGAGGUUGCCAGGCACAAGCAGCUGGCUCCCUGCAAUGACAACUGGUUUUACACCAGAGCAGCAUCCACAGCUCCUCACCUGUACCUGCAACGAGGAGUCGGCAUGGGCUCCAUGAUCAAGAUCUACAGAGGGCGUCAGAGUAUGAUGGCGAGGAAGGUCCUCCAGGCUCUCAAGAUGGUGGAGAAGGACCCAAAUAAUGAGUUGGUUGCCUCAGCAAACAAGAAACAGAGAAGUUUACAAAGCACCAUCUGAGGAAUGCAUGCAAACAAGUGAAAUGCAGUUAUGCCUUAUUGCUUAUUUACUCAAGUUCGCGUGUCUCCCAUAUCACUCAAGUGUCCACGGUAACCAAGUACGAACAGUAUUUCAUAGAGAGGCAUGAGUCUAUAGUACAAUAAGUACAAACUAAAUAUUAAACCUGAAUGUUUUGCAAAGGUUUUAAGUUUAUCUUUUGUUCAUUUAUUCAUUGUGAAUUUCAAGACAGCAGUGGCCUUGUGUCAGCGCAGAAUGGAUACAGAACCAGUGAAAAAUACAA
Molecule: messenger RNA, 646 nt
Organism: Anarrhichthys ocellatus (wolf-eel)
Lineage: Eukaryota; Metazoa; Chordata; Actinopteri; Perciformes; Anarhichadidae
Product: 40S ribosomal protein S19-like
Biological process (GO): ribosomal small subunit assembly; translation
Cellular component (GO): ribosome; cytosolic small ribosomal subunit
Molecular function (GO): structural constituent of ribosome; RNA binding
Source: RefSeq, a predicted model, not a curated record